This is a messenger RNA of Elgaria multicarinata webbii, 1909 nucleotides long. RefSeq names its product noggin-2-like. The record is from RefSeq and is a predicted model, not a curated record. NCBI's taxonomy places the organism in Eukaryota, Metazoa, Chordata, Lepidosauria, Squamata, Anguidae. Bases 57 to 704 code for a protein of 215 amino acids. The transcript has a single exon. Gene Ontology annotation, biological process: osteoblast differentiation; negative regulation of BMP signaling pathway; dorsal/ventral pattern formation.
GGGGUGGGGCUGGAAGGAUUGUCUGCAAGUGCCGGUGGACUGGGGCUAAGAAGAGCAUGAAGGCCAUACAAGCUGUCCUGUUCUGCUCUUCCUUGGCAGUGCUGUCCCGGCCCAGCUCCUGCCAGCCUUACCUCCGGCUCAGGCCCUCCCCUAGCGACAACCUGCCUGUCAAGGACAUUAUUGAGCAUCCAGACCCGGAAUAUGACCCCAAGGAGCAAGAUCUGGAUGACCGGACUUUGAGAAAGAAGCUGGGGAGCAACUUUGACCCCAACUUCAUGUCUGUGCUGGCUCCGGCCCAGGGGAACCUCUCCAGUUCUGACCCACUGCACAGGUUCAAGGGGUUGGGGCCUUUGCCCAACGAACUGAAAAAGUUGGACCUUGGCGAGACGCCGUACGGGACCAGACUCAAGAUGGGCAAGAAGGCCCGCCGGAAGUUCCUGCAAUGGCUUUGGGCGUACACUUAUUGUCCGGUGCUGUACACCUGGAAGGACCUGGGCAUCAGGUUCUGGCCUCGUUAUAUCAAGGAAGGGAACUGUUUUGCGGAGAGGUCGUGCUCCUUCCCCGAGGGCAUGUACUGUAAGCCGGUCAAAUCGGUCACCAAGACCUUCUUGAGAUGGUACUGCCAAGGGUGGUCGAGGCAAAAAUAUUGCACCUGGAUUCCUGUACAGUACCCGGUCAUUUCAGAGUGCAAAUGCUCCUGCUAGCCGCAUCUUUGGGUGUCCUGGAUCCAAGAGACCUCACUGCCCCUGUGUGCGGAAGUGUGGAUAUGUCGCUUAGUGCCAGGAAAUCUCUACCGGAAACCACCCCAGUGCCUUGAGAUAGGGUGGAGUCAGGCACUUUUCCGUCAAUCCCAUGUCGGUCCCAUCAAGAAGGCCAAGGCAUCCUGGAGUCCUCUGACCAUCUUGUUGAAGGAUGAGACAGGUGUCAAUGACCUUGCAACCCUGAGCAGGGGCUUGGAUGAUCGAAUCAACAUGGUGGGUCUCAUGGUGAACCAUGCUCUCCUGUGAAGCGAGAGAUACAUGCAAACAUUGACACACCUUCACAAGAGACCUUGCUUAUUCAUUUCUCUGUCUUCAUGUUUUCCCCAUCCCUGCAGCCCCUUGCACUGUAUUUUUUUUUAAUUAUUUUAUUUUAUUUGAAAUGGGAAAAGCAAAACCUGAACGGAACUGCAGUGCAGGCCAGAGAAAAGCUAAGCACUACCAUAAGAUGUUUAUUUUUAUACAUAUAUAGCAUUCUAACAAAAGGAAAAUUACCAUCUUUUGUAAAUAUAGAGAAUUUAAAAGGGGGGGAAAUUCAGCUGUGUUUUUUUGUUGGUUAUUUUUAUUAUUGUUAUUAUUAAUAAUAAAAUGGUGAUGAUGCAGGACCACAUGUUGAACCCAAUCCUUUCUAAAUGGAACACUUUCCUUCAGUGAAUGGGAAGAGGAUAUUUUUUCCUAUAAAGAUGGUUUAUGAUACUGAACCCCACAAAACCAUAAAGAUAUUUAAUUUCUGUUUCCUGUACACUUUUCUUUCAUUCAUUCAUUCUUUCUGAAUGUGUCAUCAAUCUUCAGACUAAUUUUCAAAGUUGUCUAGAUUUUUUUUUAAAGGAAAAAUAUGUAUAUUGAUUAAGGAAGCUUUUGUUUUUUAAAUGUAUGAUGUUUCGAAAGAGUGGGUUUUUUUGUUUUGUUUUGGAAUACAUAUAGUAAUGUAGAGAUGUUAAAAGAAAUUUCUUGUGUACAGUUUAUUUAUUUUUAAUGUUUGUGUAUAGGAGGGGGGAAGCUAGAGAGUAUGCCAGAAAAAAUAUUGAAAAUGUUUACUUGAAUAUUCCUUUUACAACAUAUCAGUGUACAUAUCAACCAUGACUGAUCAAAAACAUUUUUAGCAAUAAACUCUAUCUUUGAAGAAAAACUUCCAUGAUAUUCUACACAUC